AUGAAUAGAUGGUCAGCCGAUUCGUCUACAAGAUUGCAUAUUGAAGAAGCAAAAGAGAUGGUUUUGGACCGUGUUUUGCAGCUGGAAUUCCUGGUUCCUCCAGGGAUUAAGAACAAUAACCAAGGGAACAUUUAUAUCUCGAAGUCCAGUCCAUCAUCCAUAAUAGACGCAUACUUAAAGCAAUUUACGAGUUAUUUUACGGGUUUUCUGAAGUGUCCGUCCGAGGAAUUAGUCAAGGGAGGAAGAAUGGUUUUAACACUUCUGGGCAGAACAAGCGAAGACCCAACUAGUGAAGAGGGCUGUUCUUUUUGGGAUACAUUAGCUUUGGCACUCAAGGACAUGGUUUUAGAGGGAAUAAUCGAAGAGCAAAAGUUAAUCUCAUUUAACAUAACGCAGCAUACGACAUCCGUUGAGGAAGUGAGCAUGGUUAUUCAAUGUGAAGGUUCAUUCAAGAUUGACCAAAUCGAAGUUUUCCAGGUGAAUUGGGAUAGCAGUGAAGAUGAAAGUUCAGAGGUAGAUAGUUAUAAGGCAGUGAAAUGCAUCAGAGCCGUGUCGGAAUCCUUGCUAAUGAGCCACUUUGGGAUUGGGGAAGAAAUAAUCGACAGAUUGUUCCAUAGGUACAUGACAAUUGUUGAUAAUAUGCCUAAAGAGAAACCCAAGUAUACCAAUAUAGUGAUCUCCCUGACCAAAGUUUAG
Molecule: messenger RNA, 696 nt
Organism: Papaver somniferum (opium poppy)
Lineage: Eukaryota; Viridiplantae; Streptophyta; Magnoliopsida; Ranunculales; Papaveraceae
Product: salicylate carboxymethyltransferase-like
Exons: 3
Coding region: 1-696 (231 amino acids)
Biological process (GO): methylation
Molecular function (GO): S-adenosylmethionine-dependent methyltransferase activity
Source: RefSeq, a predicted model, not a curated record